Molecule: messenger RNA, 1267 nt
Organism: Cuscuta epithymum
Lineage: Eukaryota; Viridiplantae; Streptophyta; Magnoliopsida; Solanales; Convolvulaceae
Source: the annotation of a GenBank genome assembly
GGCCAAGUGUUCUUCAUCCCUAUACUUCCGUAAGAGUUCCCUCUCCGGCUCUCCCCAAAACUCGCAGCAAACAAGAUUAUAAAUCUGUCUCUACUCUGCUUAGCCGACUCCUUCACUGAAACUUCUCUGGCCGUGUAAGGCCAAGGCCUAGGGAGAUGAUGAGGGAGUGGAACGCAUGCCGAAAUGAGUUCACGGGAACGACCUUGGCGACUUCUAGCUAGUUAUUGUUUCGUUUCAGUAUUUCAGUAUUAUAAUAAAGAGAGUAUUAUUAAGAAAUUUUAUUUAAGGUUUGAAGUUUGAAUAAAUUCCUGGAUCCAGGUGGUUAUCAGAUUUGUUGGUGAUAACUAGAUUUUAUUGAUUUUUAUUUGGAGUUAUAUUUUAGUUAUAUUUGAGAUUUUGUCAGAGUUAUUGCUUAUACAAACGGCCGUUAUAUUACAGUACUAUUUUUUUAAAAGUAGUAAGUUAGUGUAACGUAUCCUUUAACCCUGAGAGGGGCGUUACACACCACAUGCCAUUUAUACACAAAUACCCUCAGCCGACCUCCCUGUGGACCUUUUGGAUCACCAAAUUGGUGAUGGACACCAAUAUUGUCUCCCCGGGAGAAUACCACUCCACUACCAACAAGAACAACCCCAACAAGAACAACCUGCAUAUGAACCACCACCCCUCAUUCCUGAACAACCUCAACCACAACCCAAUGCUCACCAAUAUUCACCAUUUGAGCAAGAAAUGCUAAAUAGCAUGAAUGCUCUUAACCUCAACUACACUCAACUUCGGGAGGAAGUUGUGUUGUAUAGAACUGAGCAAAGGCAGAACUAUGAGAGGAUCGAGGAGCAAAGGCAAACGGAUUGGCGGAGAUACGAAGAAGAUCGGCGGAGAGAUCAGGAGGACCAGAGGAGGACUUUUGGCCCUAUCUACUCCUAUGUAGCACAUCAGGGUGACUUUGUCGCUGUGACUCCUCCUCCUCCGGCACCGUCAUGGUAUAACCCCACUGAAUGGGGUUAUUUUGGCGGUUCGAGCUCUAGUGGUGGAGGCGGGGAUGACGGAUAAGGCGGUGAUCACAUGGAUGAGGAUACACACUUUAGGGGCUAGCAGGGCUAUGGAGGAUUCUAUGAUGGCGGAGAUGCAGGUGGGAACUAGGGACUGUGCCAUGGACUAGUGGUGGGGGAGAUCUUUCCGGAUCCUAAGAGUGAUGACCAAAGAGAGUUCGUUGCAUGAGGUUGUUGGAUUUGAAGAUCCCGUGAUGUAUUAAUUUUUUAGUAUUUCG